Messenger RNA from Anopheles stephensi (Asian malaria mosquito), 1255 nucleotides. It is a transcript of the gene beta4GalT7, whose product is annotated as beta-1,4-galactosyltransferase 7. The transcript is spliced from 3 exons. The coding region runs from base 143 to 1099 and encodes 318 amino acids. The record is from RefSeq and is a predicted model, not a curated record. Lineage: Eukaryota; Metazoa; Arthropoda; Insecta; Diptera; Culicidae. Gene Ontology annotation, molecular function: xylosylprotein 4-beta-galactosyltransferase activity. Gene Ontology annotation, biological process: carbohydrate metabolic process; proteoglycan biosynthetic process.
CCUUGAGCGGGCCUGCCGGAAAACAAACGCUUCAAGCUUCGAAAUGUGUACCCGACUGGUAUGACUGCUAGCUCGAUCUAGCAAUCCCGUCGGUUAGGGCGGAAUUGGAAUAACAGCGGCGCGCAUAGUACGAUGGUUAGCGAUGGUAAACUACACGCGUACAGUGUUCCUGCGAUACGUCGGAAUCUGUGUGUUUGCGUCGUGCUGUAUUCUGCUGCUGAUAAGCGGUCUGCCAGGUGCACUGGACACGUGCAAAUGUGAGGAACGGCAGGAUCGCGAUCUACAGCACGAACAGUUCCACAAAAGCUUUCGGUUCGAUGAGCAAACAGAGCGUCAAAAGCGGCUCGCCAUCAUUGUACCGUUCCGGGACCGAUUCGACGAGCUGCUACAGUUUGCCCCCCACAUUGCGGCCUUUCUCAACAAACAGCGCGUACCGUUCCACAUCUUUGUCGUGAACCAGCACGAUCGGUACCGGUUUAAUCGCGCAUCGCUGAUAAACGUCGGCUUCCUGCAGGUUCGGGACGGCUACGAUUACUUUGCGAUGCACGACGUGGAUCUGCUGCCGCUGAACGAUAAUCUGCGGUACGAGUUUCCCGAGCACGGACCGCUCCACAUUUCCGGGCCCGAAUUUCACCCCAAGUACCAUUAUGCGGCCUUUAUCGGUGGCAUUCUGCUGCUGCGGAUGGAACAUUUCGAGCAGCUGAACGGCAUGUCCAACCGGUACUGGGGCUGGGGUUUGGAGGACGAUGAGUUUUACGUGCGGAUCAAGGAGGCGGGCCUUGAGGUGACCCGGCCAAAGAACAUUACGACCGGCACGAACAAUACCUUCCUGCACGUGCACGACCGGGUGCACAGACGCCGGGAUACGGCGAAAUGUUUCAACCAGCGCGAGGUCACGCGCAAACGUGAUCGGGAAACGGGUCUGAGCACGAUCCACUACACCAUUGCAAGCCGGCGUGAGUUAACGAUCGACGGUGUGCCGGUAACGGUGCUGAAUGUUGAGCUGCAGUGUGACAGACAGAAAACGCCAUGGUGCGAGUGUGAAAGCAAACCGGCGGACAAUCCGGCAAAGGUUGGGCCGAAGAAAAAGGGCCCAUAAAAUACUCUUUCGCCCGGCGGGCGCUUGUUGCUGCCACAUGUAUCGGUCAAUUGUGUGCACAGUGCAUUUUCCCUUUUUAUCAAUAAACAUUUAAUAACUCUUUACAUAGCCAUCAUCCGCGUGUGGGAUGUAAGCGUGUGGUGGAAAACAAGCUAA